AUGCCUUUUACAUACAAACGCCUUGACAAAGACGACUGCGUCUUCCUCUUUGUUGAUCACCAGGCUGGGCUAGUUCAGCUGGUCGGCGAUUUCAAUCCCCACGAGUUUCGCACAAAUGUCCUUGCUUUAGCCAAGGUGGCAAGCUACUACGGAGCCCCGGCAGUGUUGACCACCUCUUUCGAAUCUGGACCCAAUGGCCCCCUUGUAAAGGAAAUUCGGGAUGAGCUCCCCAAUGCGACUUUCAUUGCUCGCCCCGGGCAAAUUAAUGCCAUGGACAAUGAAGACUUUGUCAACGCUGUCAAAGCAACUGGCAAAAAGCAGAUCGUUAUCAGUGGGGUGUUGACUGAAAUAUGCGUUGCCUUUCCUGCGCUCAGUUUGGUGGAACAAGGGUACGAUGUCUUCGUGGUCACCGAUGCGUCCGGCACUUUUGCAGAACAUACGAGGGAGGCUGCUCACAAGCGGAUGUCUCAAGCGGGCUGCCAGCUCCUCAACUGGGCGGCUGUGGCCGCUGAGCUUCACAGAGAUUGGCGUAAUGAUAUCGAAGGCUUCGGUGGAAUUUGGCGUGACUUUAUCCCGAGCUACUGGUGCCUGAUGCAAAGCUAUACGGCGUCUCAGAACGCCAAGUAA
Trichoderma virens Gv29-8 is the source of this 627-nucleotide messenger RNA. RefSeq lists its product as uncharacterized. Lineage: Eukaryota; Fungi; Ascomycota; Sordariomycetes; Hypocreales; Hypocreaceae. The coding region runs from base 1 to 627 and encodes 208 amino acids. The transcript has 3 exons. The record is from RefSeq and is a predicted model, not a curated record.